This is a messenger RNA of Mercenaria mercenaria, 1546 nucleotides long. Its product is annotated as ras-like GTP-binding protein RHO. The coding region runs from base 140 to 721 and encodes 193 amino acids. NCBI's taxonomy places the organism in Eukaryota, Metazoa, Mollusca, Bivalvia, Venerida, Veneridae. Gene Ontology annotation, biological process: small GTPase-mediated signal transduction. The record is from RefSeq and is a predicted model, not a curated record. Gene Ontology annotation, molecular function: GTPase activity; GTP binding. The transcript has a single exon.
GCAGUUUGAGAUAUUUUUAGAUUGGAGUCACCAUAUCUAUUUAUAGCAUUAUAUCCAUAGUUAUACAUUCCUUAAAAAGGGUGUGUUUAAACACAAGUCUUCAAAAUUUUGGUGAAGCAAAGCUGAACACGAGAGACUUAUGGCUGCUAUACGUAAAAAGUUAGUGAUAGUUGGAGAUGGUGCUUGUGGCAAAACAUGCCUUCUUAUGGUAUUCAGUAAAGACCACUUUCCUGAAUUUUAUGUGCCUACUGUGUUUGAAAACUAUGUAGCAGAUAUUGAAGUAGAUGGGAAACAGGUUGAACUUGCCUUAUGGGAUACUGCUGGUCAGGAAGAUUAUGAUAGACUACGACCUCUCUCCUACCCAGACACAGAUGUCAUUCUCAUGUGCUUCUCCGUCGAUAGUCCAGACAGUUUGGAGAACAUACCAGAGAAGUGGACACCAGAAGUUAAACACUUCUGCCCUAAUGUUCCUAUCAUUCUUGUAGGAAACAAAAAAGAUCUGAAAAACGAUGAAGCUGUAAGGUGUGAACUUGCAAAAACAAAACAAGAACCUGUGAAAUAUGACGAUGGCCGUGCAAUGGCUGAACGUAUUGGGGCUUUCUGUUAUUUAGAGUGUUCUGCUAAGAACAUGGAUGGUGUAAGAGAAGUGUUUGAGCAAGCAACAAAAGCUGCUCUACAAGUAAAGAAAAAGAAGAAGAAGAUAAAGUGUAGAAUAGUGUAACAUUUUUGACUUUGUUUUACAACAUAUAAUGAGAUUAAUAUUUAUAAUUGUAUUGCUGGAUCAUGGAGGUGAGAUGAGAGGUGUUUAAGCAGCAGCAAUUAAGAUCAGCUCUACAAGCAAUAAAGAAGAAUAAGAAAAAGCAGAAAUAUUCUAACAAUAACAUUUAAACUUUAUUAUCAGAUGGAUUAAUUAAAGUAUUGCAAAGUCUGGUAUUAUAAAUUGACUGUGAAUAUUAUGUUUUUUAUUGGAUUUAAAUGGUCUGUUUAGUUAAACUGAGUUCCUUUUAAAGGAAUAUUCAACAGCAUUAAUUUAUAUUUAUAAGAAAGGAUUUGUAAUUAUUUUGGGUAAAUAACCCUGAUAUUUUACUUGUAUAUACAUACAUGUCAAUAUAUACAUGGAUGUGUGUGUUGCAACAUUUAAGUGAUGUUUGCUUUUAAUGCUAUUUAUUUUAUGAUAUAUAAGAAUUCUAUUUCAAUGCCCAUAAUUAAGGUGAAAAGGAUUGCUUUUAUUAUCAUUGGCACUUCAACCUCAAGGAAGUUUUUGGAAACUUGUGUCAACAGAACUUCUUGCUCUAAUUCAGCACAUGUUUAAAAAUGAUCAAAUGCAGGUGGUAAAUGAGCACUGCUAGAACAAAAUGUACUUUUUCCAGAUAUUUGGUAUAUUAGGAAGCAUAUACAAGAGAUGUAAUAUACAAUGGUUUUCAUUUUCUAUUUCAUAGUUGUUGACAUACACUGCUACUUUUACACAACAGAGAUCUAUGUGUUUAUUAAAUAAAUAUGGAUAGAACAAGUAGAUGUAUGAAUGAAAUAAAAUUAAUGUAGAUAG